Molecule: messenger RNA, 1364 nt
Organism: Orbicella faveolata
Lineage: Eukaryota; Metazoa; Cnidaria; Anthozoa; Scleractinia; Merulinidae
Product: transmembrane protein 128-like
Source: RefSeq, a predicted model, not a curated record
CCGAGCCCACUGUACGAUAUAGUCAGAGGAUCGAGUAAACUACCCACUGUCUGGGAGUCGGGUUAGGAUAUUUUUGUUUUGUUUUGUAGCAGCGUAGCACAAAAUGGCUUCUCUUGGUCAUUCGAAACUGCACGAAGAUCUUCAGGCAGCAUUUUUACGUUACAGAGAAGGGCGAUAUGAUGCUGAUUUAGACAAGAGGAUAAAAGAAGAAGGAGAAAGGAUUCUAAAGGAAAAUGCACCGGGAAGAACUUCUCGCAUAAAUCCUCAUUCUAUAUUUUGGAUGGUAGCAGCUAUAGCUGUAUUCUAUUACACCGACUUUUAUAUUGCGGUGAGGUUUGAUCCAAGAAUAUAUAGGAUGUGGCUGUAUAUUGGAGGUGCCCUGAUUGGAGUAAACUUGAGCAUUGGAUGUUACUGUGUCUUAUGGUUGAGUUACUACAAGAAGAUCACAGACUGGGACAAACAUUCUCCUUACCUCAUUCCUAUUGCCACAGCAUCAUUUAUUGCUGGUAUGAUUUGCUCAAUUUAUUCAUUGUGGCCAGUGUGGAAAAUCCUGACGCCUUUCAUCACAGUCACACUAUUCAUGGGAGUGGUCUUUUUAGCAACCUUAAUACCAGUAUGAGUUAAGAAUUAUUAUUCUGCCAUUAGAAUGUGACAACAUUUUUACUAAAACAAAUGAUCAUUGAUAAUAACACCAAACAGAAUGUAGUUUGGUUAUUUAGUAAAAAAAAGUUCUGAUUAUUUUGUAAACUUCUCUGCUUUUGAACAUAGAGCUUAACUUCUUCACCUUCACUUUUAUGCUACAGCAUGUUUCAUUUGAGUUUUAUUUUUUGGCAUUACUUGAGUUUCAUGAAUCAGAUAGUGUCCCAGGGAAUUGUAUUAUAAUUCAAAUGAUCACCAAGAAGGCUAUGAUUCUCAUUAAGUGAAAAGAGAGGAAUGAACUGCUGUUUACGGAUUACCUGUUAAAACUUUUCCUAUUAGAGUUGACAUAGAGCAGGCGGGAUUUAAGAAAUGUAGAUUCAAUCAUUUAUCAGUUAUUAAAGUUCCUAAAUAAUUGAAAACAUAACAUGUUUUUCUUCAUUUCUUAAUCGCGAGAGGUGUAAAUGCAGUUUAGUUUUUCAAGCAUUAUAAACUUGCUCGUUCCAUUUCAUUAUUUGUAUUUAUUUGUAAAUAUCAAGACUGGUUUAUUUAACUGGUUUUCUAACAUAUGGAACAACAUCAUCCAUUCCUUUGCAUUGACUGGGUGACGUUUGGUCAAUAAAUGUUUGCAUGAAUAAAGUAAACGGUUUUUAAGACUUGUAUCACUUUGUGUAUGAAUGAGGAUAAACAACCAGUUGCAUUAAUUAAAGAAUACAGCUUUUUCUGAU